UCCUACUUACAGGAAGUGUUGAGUUCAGUUUGGAUACCUGUCUGUUCCAGGAUCUGUGCUUGUUGGUGUGUUCAAUAAAUGAAUCAUAACAUAUCGCUGGUCCAGAAAGUGGAUGCUGCAUCCUCUUCAUCCUAAUCUCUACCUUGCCAUCAGCCUCAACUCCUUGUGUGUGUGUGUGUGUGUGUGUGUGUGUGUGUAAGCUGACUGGGAGUGUAUAUGCCUGUGACUGUUGAGUGUGCGCAUGUGUGUGUGUGUGUGUGUGUGUGGAAGUUCACGCUAGGCCUAUGUGAGUGUGUCGCUGUAAGGUGGUGUAUGUGAGUGUGUGUCAUCCUCCCCCAGCCCAUCAUGUCCCGUUAUCCCUCGACUCUGCAGCUGAGUCCAUCGGUGUGCCUUCACCUCCUCUGCCUGCUGCUGCUCCUCACUGACUCCUCUGCAGUGUCCAGAAAGAAUGGAGUCUCAGCACAAGGUGACAAUGUCGGUAAAAAUGAAACCACUAACGGUUCCUCAGAGACCAAUUCCAGACCAGAUAUGGCAACUGUACCACCACCGAAGAGCCUGUCCCCUAAUUCAGACCUUAACAGCAGGAGUAAAAAUUCCAGCCAGUCUUCCUCCAGUGACCCUGUAGCAUCCUCAAUCCCAAGCAGCCAACCUGCAGGAGGAAAGCAGCUCCUCACAGGCACACAUAGCAAUCAGCCAGUAGUACCACACCCUCAGCUUCCAUCUAACAAGACUCAGUCUGGAGCCCCUCUGCCCCAUGCCACCAAAGUCCCAACCCAUGCAUCACCCACACAUGCUGCUAGUACUGGAUCCAGCACCAGUACUGGUAAUACUACAUCCACAACUACAGUGACUACUACUCUACUUACUUCUCCAACCACAACCCCACCACCACCAGCAACAACAACCCCACCACCACCACCACCACCAACAACAACAACCCCAUCAUCACCAACAUCGUUGCCAUCAUCAACGUCAUCAUCAUCAUCAUCAUCAGCUCCCACACCACAGCCACAUGCCCCAAGCACUGGGAUACCACCAGUACGGCCUGCUACCAUAACUGUUGCUGCCACCAGUACCAGCACUCCUGACACAAACCUCAACAAGCCGGUUGUAGAAGUAGCCGGGGCUGCUCUGACCAGGCAGCUGGUGGAUACCGCAUCUUUACUGGCAGUCCUGCUCUUCGGCCUGCUCUUCUUCCUGGUCACAGUCGCUGUGUUUGCCACACAGGCCUAUGAGAGCUACAGGAGGAAGGACUACACUCAGGUGGACUACCUGAUCAACGGCAUGUACACAGACUCAGGGGUCUGA
This is a messenger RNA of Thunnus maccoyii (southern bluefin tuna), 1308 nucleotides long. RefSeq lists its product as uncharacterized. NCBI's taxonomy places the organism in Eukaryota, Metazoa, Chordata, Actinopteri, Scombriformes, Scombridae. The coding region runs from base 346 to 1308 and encodes 320 amino acids. The transcript has 4 exons. The record is from RefSeq and is a predicted model, not a curated record.